Messenger RNA from Austrofundulus limnaeus, 4886 nucleotides. RefSeq names its product DEP domain containing 5, GATOR1 subcomplex subunit (gene depdc5). The record is from RefSeq and is a predicted model, not a curated record. Lineage: Eukaryota; Metazoa; Chordata; Actinopteri; Cyprinodontiformes; Rivulidae. Gene Ontology annotation, molecular function: GTPase activator activity. Gene Ontology annotation, biological process: negative regulation of TORC1 signaling; intracellular signal transduction; cellular response to amino acid starvation. Gene Ontology annotation, cellular component: lysosomal membrane; GATOR1 complex.
GAAUCAGCUGCUGAACUUGUUCCUGGUUCAACAUGAAGACAAAGUUAGUUCUUCACAAAAAAGGGUUCGGUGGGAACGAUGAUGAGUUGGUUGUCAACCCUAAAGUUUUUCAUCAGGUCAAUUUGGGCGAUGUAAUAGAAAUUGCACACCCUACAGAUGAAUACAGCCCUCUCCUGCUUCAAGUGAAAAGUUUAAAAGAAGAUUUUCAGAAAGAGACGAUCAGUGUGGACCAGACUGUAGCACAAGCCUUUAAGCUCCGUGCAUACCAGGAUGUGAUUGUUAACAUCGUUGACCCAAAGGACGUAACGCUCGACCUUGUGGAGCUAACUUUUAAAGACCAGUACAUUGGCAGAGGUGACAUGUGGAGGUUAAAGAAGAGUCUGGUGAGCACGUGUGCUUAUGUGACCCAGAAGGUGGAAUUUGCUGGAAUCAGGUGGUGUUCAGAUCAACAUCUGCAAUGGUGUACAUCUUCAUCCAGAUGAGUUGUGAAAUGUGGGACUUUGAUAUAUAUGGUGAUCUCUACUUUGAAAAGGCUGUAAAUGGUUUCCUGUCUGACCUUUUCGCCAAAUGGAAGGAGAAGAACUGCAGUCAUGAGGUGACGGUUGUGCUGUUUUCUCGCACAUUCUACAACGCUAAAAGUUUAGAGGAGUUUCCAGAGAUUCUAAGAGGGUCCAUUAAACAGAAUCAUGAAGACCGCUUUUAUGAAGACUUCUACAGGGUCGUGGCACAGAAUGAGAGACGGGAUGAGUGGACGCCGUUACUGGUCACCAUUAAGAAACUCUUCAUCCAGUACCCUGUCCUGGUACGGUUAAAAGAAGCAGAUGGUUUUCCUGUGGGUUUUAACUCCACUGCUGUCCAAGGAAACUACCUGGAAGCCAUUAAUCUUUCAUUUAAUGUUUUUGACAAGCACUACAUCAACCGAAACUUUGACCGCACCGGCCAGAUGUCAGUGGUCAUCACGCCUGGAGUAGGAGUGUUUGAAGUCGACCGCCUGCUUAUGAUUCUCACCAAACAGCGUAUGAUUGACAAUGGGAUUGGUGUCGACUUGGUGUGUAUGGGAGAGCAGCCGUUGCACGCAGUACCAUUAUUCAAGCUGCAUAGCAAGAUGACACCUGGAGAUUCACGUGUAGGAGACGACUACAACCUUCCCCACUGGAUCAAUCAUAGCUUCUACACCUCAAAAAGUCAGAAUUCUUGUAGCUCUUUCACUCCACGAAUCAAACUGGCUGGACGUAAGGUUCAUGCAGAGACAUAUAAAAGCAGUAAAGAUCACGCUCUUUCUGCACCAAAGGACACGGACAACAGUUUGCUCAUACAAGUGGACUACAACGCCUAUGACACUCAGGUGUUUCUGCUUCCAGGGCCUUCACGGAUUCAGAGAAGCACUAACUUCAGAAUCUGUAGAGACAGAGAGACAAGUGUGAGAAAGAGCUGUGGAUCGAUGGACGUUAGAGCAGGCAUCAGUUCUUCUCCUGUUCGUUCAGGAGGGCCGGAGGAACAACGAAGCCUGGCAUCUGAUGAUAGUCUGGGUCCUGUGUCCAACAUGUUGCUGAUACCCAGAGUUCCUCAGGCUCAGUUUGAAGUCAGCAGCUCUUUAGGCUACACCAGCACCAGAGAGUUACUGGAGAAGAUGAAUGAUUCUCAGCGAGACUCCAGUGCUCCAGGCCGGUUUACCGUCGGUAGCGCUGAGUCCACACUGCAUAUUCGACCAGGAGGCUAUACCCCACAAAGAGCUCUUAUUAACCCCUUCACACCAUCCAGGAUGCCCAUGAAGCUCACCUCCAACCGCCGGCGCUGGAUGCACACCUUUCCUGUUGAUCCUUCUGGAGAGGCAAUCCAGAUUCAUCACCAGACCCGACAGAACAUGGCAGAGCUGCAGGGGAACCAGCAAAGAGAUCCAACACACACAUCUGCAGAGUUGCUGGAGUUGGCUUAUCACGAAGCCACUGGAAGGCAAACGGCUUCUCGGCAAGCAGGUGAAAACGGCCUCUACACUUGUGUAGGAACAGAGGAGUUCACCGAAAGUCCGGGGAGCAGCAACAGUGGUGGACCUCUUACCCACCACUGCUCCUCAUUUCAAGAGUUUUCUACAAACGGAGCAGAUCCAACCCUGCUACUGUCUGCACCCCCCACAGUGCCCAGCUUCUGCUGCACAGUGGGGGUAGACUGGAAGUCCCUGACCACACCGGCCUGCCUCCCGCUCACCACCGACUACUUUCCUGACCGGCAGACUCUGCAGAAUGACUACACUGAAGGCUGCUAUGACCUGCUGCCUCAUGGAGACUUGGAAAGGCGAGACGAUGAGGCGCCGUUGAUGACUGCCUCACAAGUGUUUGAUGAGUUUAUCUGUCAGAGGUUGAUGCAGGGAUAUCAGAUUAUUGUCCAGUCAAAUAACAGGAAGCCAACCCCAGUUGUGGCCACACCCCUUGGCAGUAGUCCUCUUUACACCAGAGGUCUGGUCUCACUCCGGCGAGCAGAGGAGGAGGAGACUGUUUACUGGCUCAGCAUGGGCCGCACCUUCCAUAAAGUCUGUCUCAGAGACAAGAUCAUCACUGUCACUCGCUACUUGCCAAAGUACCCAUAUGAGUCCACUCAGAUCCAAUACAGCUACAGUCUGUGUCCUUCACACUCUGAGGAUCAGUUUGUUUCCUGCUGGGUGGAAUUUGGACACGAGAGACUGGAGGAAUAUAAAUGGAACUACCUGGACCAAUAUAUUUGCUCUGCAGGCUCAGAAGACUUCAGCCUGAUUGACUCUCUAAAAUUCUGGAGGACCCGCUUCUUGUUGCUGCCAGCCGGUGGGGCUAAACGCAUGGCAGAUGGGGAGGGGCACUGGGAUGUGUACGGUGAGGGUACUAGUGGAAUGGGUGGCUAUGGAGACUGGAUCUUAUUGGAUGGCUUCAUUCGCUUCCUGGAGGGCCUCAACCGCAUUCGACGACGUCAUCGCUCUGAUAGAAUGAUCAGGCAGAAGGGUACAUCAUUAAAAGGACUGCAAGUUACCAGUCCUAUCCCUCCAUACCCAACGGAGCCUGUAGUGCCACCACAAGGAAAGAGAGGCACAUCAGCUUUGUCAGCUCUGCUAAAAAUGGAACAGAACCAGAAGACAUUGGAAGAACAGCAGCAGCAACAGGCUAAGCCCUCCGCAGCUGUGAGUGACCUGUCAAGUGUGGCCACAGCUUUAACAUUUGUAGAUAGUCCACGCAAGCUGCCUGCUGAAACCACUGAAGUUACAGAGAGAAUUCCACUCGGGGUGGUUGCUGGAGCACCAACAAACUCUGCAGGAGAGUCUGCAACUAGUAGCACUGACACCAGUGGACAGUCUGCAACAGGGACCCUCUGUCUGUCCUCCUCUUCAACACUCUUAGAGAUCCUCGAGGCCAUAAAACAUUCUACGAAUGGUGUACAGCUGCUCCCAGAACAGAAGGGCCUGCCACUGAACUGCUUUAUCAGUGCAGAGGUGGUUCAUUGGCUGGUCAUGAAUGUGGAGGGUGUGGCUACACACGGAAUAGCUGUGGAUAUUAUGCAGAAAAUGCUAGAUGAGGGUUUGGUGGCUCACGCUUCAGGAGAGGCCAUGCGUACUUUUGUCUAUGGCUUCUACAUCUACAGAAUAGUAGGAGAAAAAGAUGGCCAGACCCCUCAGCAUCAGUCUGCAGCUGCUGGAGGCUGGUCAACUUCAGCACUGGAGGAUUUUUCCAUAUUCCAGAGGAAGUGGUUCGAGGUGGCCUUCGUGCUAGAGGAGCGGCAACCCUGUGACCUCCCAGCAUUCCUCCUGCCUUGGCUGCCUAGUCGGCCUGCUUCCUACGCAAGUAGGCACAGCUCCUUCAGCCGCAGCUUUGGGGGACGCAGCCAGGCCGCUGCACUGCUAGCUGCUACAGUCCCAGAGCAGAAGACUGUCACACUGGAUGUGGAUGUCAAUAAUCGCAGCGACCGAACGGAGUGGUGCAGCUGUUAUUAUCAUGGCAACUUCUCUCCUAACACGGCCUUUGAGAUCAAGCUGCACUGGAUGGCUGUCACUUCUGCUGUGCUUUUCGAAAUGGUCCAAGGGUGGCACAGGAAAGCAGCCUCUUGUGGCUUUCUGUUGGUUCCAGUGCUGGAGUUUCCUUUCGCUCUGACCUCUCAUUUGUACGGAGACCCGCUGAGAGCCCAGCUCUUCAUACCCCUCAACAUUCAGAGUGUGCUUAAGAAUGGCAGUGACAACCUGUUUGAAGGGUUUGAGCCGGAGACGUAUUGGGACAGGAUGCAGCUCUUUCAGGAGGCCAUUCUCUACAGGUUCGGGUUUGUACAUGAUACGUUUUCUUCCUCAACUUUUAAUUUCCAUGCAGAGAACAAGCCUCAAUACAUCCAUGUUACAGGCACAGUGUUCCUGCAGUUGCCAUAUUCCAAGAGGAAGUAUUCCAGUGGUCAGACCCGGAGACGCAGGAACUCCACCACUUCCAACAGCCAGGGGCCGUUUGGUGGUGAGGAGAGGGUGGGCUAUUACUGGGCCUACAACACCAUGCUGACGAAAGCGUGGAGGACCGGAGUGCUGGGUGACGAGAGGCUGGCUGACCGCCUGCUCAAAGACUUCACAGAGUUCUGCUCAAACAGGGACAACAGACUUGUGGCUUUCUGGGACAGCUGCCAGGAGAGAAUGAACGCCAGCGCUCCCUGACAGAUGGAGGAUCCACGCAGCAUUCUCAACUUUGAUUUGUCCAUUCAUGUUUUUUUUUCUGUUUGCAUUUUGACAAAGCCUAGCAGAUGUUAAAAGCUAGAACUGUCAACUUGAUUUAAAGACACAGUACAAGUUCUAUUUGUUGAAUUACUGCUGGAUACCUACACUGAAGUAGCCUUAUCUUGUCUAAUAACUUAUUGUACAGCUUUGAAUAAAAGAUGCUAAUUAUACACCAAAA